Messenger RNA from Nematolebias whitei (Rio pearlfish), 1146 nucleotides. RefSeq names its product G protein-coupled receptor 25 (gene gpr25). Gene Ontology annotation, biological process: immune response; G protein-coupled receptor signaling pathway. The record is from RefSeq and is a predicted model, not a curated record. NCBI's taxonomy places the organism in Eukaryota, Metazoa, Chordata, Actinopteri, Cyprinodontiformes, Rivulidae. The transcript is spliced from 2 exons. Gene Ontology annotation, molecular function: G protein-coupled receptor activity. Gene Ontology annotation, cellular component: membrane.
AUGGAAGACGAGGACAUUUACUACUACGAUAAUGUCACUGACAACGACACAUACUCAUACGAUCAGGACUACCUGGACUCAAGCCUUCAUGGUUCCAACAUUUUUCUGCCCGUGAUGUAUUACCUCAUAUUCUUUACAGGAUUUUGGGGCAACCUUUUUGUGAUCUCAGUGGUGGGGAGCAAAGGGAAGAGAAGCGGUCGCCUGGUGGACACGUUCGUUGUCAACCUGGCCCUGGCCGACCUCGUCUUCGUCCUCACGCUGCCCCUGUGGGCCGUCACCAGCAGCCAGAACAACUACUGGAACUUUGGGCAGGCCAGUAACCUACUGUGCAAGCUGAGCAGCUACAUCAUUUCUGUCAACCGCUUCUCCAACAUCUUCUUCCUCACCUGCAUGAGCAUUGACCGCUACCUGACCAUCGUGAAAAUGAUGGAUUCCAGGUACCUCAGGAGCAGUCGGUGCAUCCGCCUCACCUGUGCUGCUCUUUGGUUCACCUCCCUCGUGCUCGGCAUCCCGUCUCUGGUGUACAGAGAAAUAAAGCUGCUAGAUGGGGGGCAGACCUGUCAGGAUGACAACUCAAUGUUUUUUCUUGUCAGGAACCUGGUCAUGGCGUUAGUCACGUUCAUCUUUCCCGUGUUGAUCAUCGUGCUCUGCUACGGCACCAUCAUCCUGCACCUAAACAGACACUGCGUGGCUGCUGGAAACCCUCGAGCCGAGGCUCGCCGCAGACACUCGCUGAAGAUUGUUUUCUGCAUCAUCGUGGCCUUUGUUGUCUCCUGGCUGCCAUUCAACACCUUCGAAUCGAUACUGAUAAUAUCGCAACUCGCCAAAAUCGAACUCACCGGCGAUACUCAAUUCAGGCUAAAUAACGGGAAGCAGGUAUCGUGCUGCCUGGCCUUCUUCAACAGCUGCGUGAAUCCUGCCAUCUACUUCUUCCUGGACAAUCACUUCAGACGACGGGCGCAGGUCCUGUACAAGAACUGCACUGGGAAACCCAAACUGCUGCAGAGCUUUAACUCCUCGACAUCCUACACCAACGGAGCCACUUCAGAGAGCUUCGCAACAAAUGGUGGGCGAUCUCAGCUUCAAAUGUCUCUGUAGGAGGACGAGGACGGUUUAUUAAGAUCUGCAGGCGAAUCAUUCAGUUGA